Molecule: messenger RNA, 1581 nt
Organism: Gasterosteus aculeatus aculeatus (three-spined stickleback)
Lineage: Eukaryota; Metazoa; Chordata; Actinopteri; Perciformes; Gasterosteidae
Source: RefSeq, a predicted model, not a curated record
GUUUAAGGGCAACGUGGCUUCCUCGAUCUCGUGAGAUUCUUUCGGUGACGCACGACGAGAGACCAUUGAGCGGGUGAAGCGUGUGCUUGAAGACUCCACCGAGAACUCGUCGACGAUGGAGAGAAAGAAGCCAAGGGGUAUCUUGGAGCGACUAAAUGCUGGGGAGGUGGUUGUAGGUGAUGGAGGUUACGUGAUGCAGCUGGAGCGCCGUGGCUAUGUGAAGGCUGGACACUGGACACCUGAGGCGGCUGUAGAACAUCCUGAAGCAGUGAGGCAGCUGCACAGGGAGUUCCUGAGAGCAGGAGCCAAUGUGAUUCAGACGUUCACCUUCUACUGCAGCGAGGAUAAACUGGAGAUCAGCGGCAAUGUCCCCAACAUUACCGGGGCUCAGAUCAACGAGGCAGCUUGUGACCUGGCCAGGGAGGUCGCCAAUGAGGGGGAGGCCUUGGUCGCCGGCUGCGUGUCCAAGACUCCCUGUUAUGUGGAUACUCACAAUGAGACUGAAGUCAAGGCCAUCUUUAAGAAACAGAUGGACGACUUCCUCAAGAAGGAGAUUGAUUUCUUUAUUGCAGAGUUCUUUGAGCAUGUGGAAGAGGCGGCGUGGGCCGUGGAGGUGCUGAAGACCGGCGGUAAACCAGUGGGUGCAACACUGUGCAUCUCCCCUGAGGGAGACAUGCACGGAGUCCCGCCUGGAGAGUGUGCUGUCAGGCUGGUCAGAGCCGGAGCUGACAUUGUUGGAAUAAACUGCCAUUUGGAUCCUCUGACGUGUGUUCGCACGGUGAAGUUGAUGAAAGCAGGAUUAGAGAAAGCUGGUCUCAAAGCUCAUCUCAUGAUCCAGCCUCUGGGCUUCCACACACCUGAGUGCAACCACAGCGGAUAUCUCACGCUACCCGAGUUCCCGUUCGCAUUGGAGACCAGAGCGAUGACCCGCUGGGACGUCCAUCAAUACGCCCGAGAGGCUUACAACGCCGGCAUUCGCUACAUCGGUGGCUGCUGUGGAUUCGAGGCCUACCACAUCAGAGCCAUAGCAGAGGAGCUGGCUGCAGAGAGAGGAUUCCUCCCACCGGCGUCAGAGAAGCACGGCCUGUGGGGAGCUGCUCUGGAGAUGCACACUAAACCGUGGGUCAGAGCCAGGUCUCGUCGAGAGUACUGGGAAAAGCUUUUACCUGCUUCUGGACGCCCCAAAUGCCCCUCCAUGGCUACACCAGCUGAUGAAUAAUGAGGCUCAUCAAUAGCAUGUGCUGUAUAUGGUGCUGCGAUAUUCUGUGUAAUCAUACAAUCUUGAUGAAUGUGUUAUGACUGGCCAGAUAAAAACUGUGAACUACUAAAAUAAUAAUACUUUACAUAAAAAGAAAGCCUGAUAUUUUUGUUGAUUUGUUUAACAGGACAUAGUCAGUUCUCCCUCACCUGCAGUUCAUUUCAUACGUUCCUCAUUACCAGUCACACAGGUUUACUUACAGUAGUUAAUUUAUUCGUAUACUAACAUGUGUAAGCCACACAGCUUCUAAAGCUCAAGGUUUAACCAAGAUAUUAUUUGUCACUGGCUCAAAUUAAAGGAUACUAACCGGUCGUUGCACUAUA